GCCGCUGCAGGUCCCACCAAUCACUCCACAAACACUCAGUGAGAAGCCACUCUUGUUGAGAGUUCCUUUAUUUAUACAUAGGCUUCAAACCUGCUCAGUGCACAGUCUUAUAGAAAAUUCCAUAUGUCACAACUUAAAGGUUCUCACAUGACUUGCCAUUUGCUGUCUGCCCAGAUGCGUCUCAUGCAGCUCACCCAUCUGGGUGGAGAAUCACCAGGUUCCUUGGGCAUCCCAAGGCAUCAUGAGUGUUUUGUUAGAAGCCUGAGCGUUGCACCCAUUUCCAUAGAUUGCAGAAGAUUCAGCCCUCAACUUGACUGUAGUGAUGUCUUCACGCAGGCUUGGAGAAGAGAUUUGGGGUGACCACAGCACUGGGUGCAAGGAACUGCUGAGCUCUAAUCCUGCCUCGGAGGCAGAAUCCCGUAUAUACAGCACUUCCAGGAGUAACCCCCUUUCAUGUCAGGUGAGCAGGUGUUUACUAAAAGGGAGGAAUGAAGUGCAGUCCUGGACGACAGCUGUCAACCAAUCCUUACAUAUUGUGUGGCAAAAAAUAAAGAGACAACUAAUAUUAGUCAUGUCUUUUCUCCUUGCUGCUCUCUGGUAUUGUAGAAGGCUCUAUGCAUACUUAGCACAGCUGUUGAAAUGGUGGAGUAGAUAUCUGCAGAGAAAAUUCAAAAAGAACCUCAGUGUACUGGCAGAAGUUGAUCUGCUUGGUUAUUGUGCAAAAGAAUGGAAAGGAGAAACCAAGCAGGCCAAGCAGAUGAAGGCGGCUUAUGAAGAACUAUUUUGGAGACACCAUGUUAAAUAUAUACGACAAGUCAGAAGAGAUAACUACUGUGCAUUGAGAGCUGUGCUGUUUCAGGUAUUCAGCAAGGGCAUUUAUUUUCCAUCAUGGAUGAAGGAGAGAGACAUUUUAAAGCUCCCCGAAAAGCUUCUGUAUUCACAAGGCUGCAACUGGAUCCAGCAAUAUAGUUUUGGACCAGAAAGAUACACAGGCGCCAACGUAUUUGGAAAAUUACGUAAAUGUAUUGAAAUAUUAAAGACACAGUGGACUGAAAUAAGUGGUGUUAAAGACCACGACGAAAGAGGAAACAUGUGCAAUAUCCUUUUCUCUGAUGAAAGCAAGGAACAUAAGUUGUAUGAGGCUAUAAAAUUCAUCAUGCUUUACCAAGUUGUGGAAGCCUAUGAACAGAUGAAGAAUGAGCAGAAACAUGUACCCAUCCUUUUUAGCCUCCUUUUUGCUCGUGAUACGUCAUCUGACCCUUUGAGUUUCAUGAUGAAUCAUCUGAAUUCCAUAGGGGACACAGGUGGUCUGGAGCAGGUUGAAAUGUUUCUUCUUGGAUAUUUACUUGAAGUAAAGAUAAGAGUCUACAGACUGUAUAAGUUUAACACUGAAGAGUUCCAAGUAAACUAUCCAGAGGAGUAUCAGAGGGACUGGCAGGAAGUCUCUCUUCUGACUGAGGAUGACCAUCACUAUCUCAUCCCCAUUAUUAGAAUAUAAGACUGAUUUCUAACCAUGCAGUAGAAGGAGUGACCAGCUCCAGUAAAUUAUCACCUUUAAGCCAAGUCCUUUGCCAGCAACAGUAGGAUUACAAGUAACUCAAAAUAAUGACGAUAGGACACACAGGUUUAUUAUGUUAACUUCUUGCUUGCUUGUACUGACACAUAUCACCUGUGAUCUGCCUCAGAAAAACACAAAAAACAUAAUCAUACAAUCAGGACAAACUGGCAUAUUAGGGUUCUCAAAUUAAAAAAAUAUGGUAAAUCACCUGUGAGAAGACAUUAUCACUAGAUAGUUGAUAGUCACUUGUUGAGCUAAGUCCAAAACACGUGUUGUGCAUAAACUUACAAUGCCAAAUGAUACCUAUUCUUUGUUUGAGAAGGGUGCUUCAGCCACUGACUUGGGAGAGAAACAAAGGCAAUAAUAAAAAUAAAUAACUUGCAAUAUAGCUUUACUCAGUAUAUACUCUUCCUCCUGCCCUCCCCCUUCCCUUCUUUUUGGAAGGGUCAGAUUUUAAUGUUACUUAUCAAAAGUAUGUACAUGAUUUUAUUUGCAAUUGGUUUGAGAAGGCUGUGCACUUCAGUGCAUUUAUAAAUACUGGCUUUUCACAAAAAUGUUAAUUCUCUGUACAUUAUAUAUAUACAUUUAGCAGGACUCACAUUUCCUAAGCUUUUUUGUAUAUACGAUUUUAUACCUUUGAGUUACUUUCCUUAAUUUUGAAGUCAAGGUUACUUCUAGGUUUUGAGAGUCUUAAGAAGUAUCCAGUAUAACAAGCAAAUUGUCUUAAAGUGUGGUGAAAUAGCAGUUCCCACCUAUGUUCAUUAAAAAGAUGACUACUAGGAAGGAAGGGAAAUGCCAGAUACAUUAAAAAAGCAAGUAUCGCUGUCUUGUAUAGGAAGCUUUACACAUUCCCAUCGUUCUAAGAAACUGAACUGCAGUUCCACUAUUUUAUAAAAUUAGGAAGCUUAACUUUAAUGAAAAUUAAAGUGAUAACAGUUUAGCAAUAUGUUUAUUUGUGGCAAAUGAACAUUAUCCUACAUAAGGCUGCGAAUUUGUCAUAGAGGUCACGGAAGUCUCAGAUUCUGUGACUUUGCAGGACCUCCAUGACUUCUGCAGCCGCAUUGUCAGGGAGGGAGUGAGGGCUCUGGACAGCAUUUUCCUCGGGGGCUCCCCAGUAGCAGUGACAUCCCUCAGCUCCUACAUGGAGGUAUGGCCAGGCAGCUCUGUGCGCUGCCUGCACCUGCAGACACAACCCCCUGUCCAAAGGGAGCUGCGGAGCUGCCUGGCCACGCUUCCGCCUAGGAGCUGAGGUGGAGGGGAUGUUGCCACUUCUGGGGAGGCGUGGAGCCAGGUAGGGAGUCUGCCAGCCCCGCCAAUUCCCCCCCAGCACCAAUGGGGGUCCUGGGUCACACACCGCCACUCGCCCGCCAGCAUCAGUGGGGGUUCCGGGCUGUGCACCGUGUCCAACCCGCCCCCCCAGCACCAAUGGUGCACCCCGGGCUGCUCCCUGCAGC
This is a messenger RNA of Gopherus flavomarginatus (Mexican gopher tortoise), 3012 nucleotides long. RefSeq names its product OTU deubiquitinase with linear linkage specificity like (gene OTULINL). The record is from RefSeq and is a predicted model, not a curated record. Gene Ontology annotation, molecular function: cysteine-type deubiquitinase activity. The transcript is spliced from 9 exons. Bases 323 to 1498 code for a protein of 391 amino acids. Gene Ontology annotation, biological process: protein linear deubiquitination. Gene Ontology annotation, cellular component: cytoplasm. NCBI's taxonomy places the organism in Eukaryota, Metazoa, Chordata, Testudines, Testudinidae.